Messenger RNA from Hemicordylus capensis (graceful crag lizard), 8449 nucleotides. RefSeq names its product nuclear receptor coactivator 2 (gene NCOA2). Lineage: Eukaryota; Metazoa; Chordata; Lepidosauria; Squamata; Cordylidae. Gene Ontology annotation, molecular function: nuclear receptor binding; protein dimerization activity. The record is from RefSeq and is a predicted model, not a curated record. Gene Ontology annotation, biological process: positive regulation of transcription by RNA polymerase II; cellular response to hormone stimulus. The coding region runs from base 423 to 4808 and encodes 1461 amino acids. Gene Ontology annotation, cellular component: nucleus. The transcript has 22 exons.
AGUAGAACAGAAGCAGGAGGAAUUUUCGAGUGUUCCACCAUGCUGGAUUGUCUAUUUGAUCAGCAGCUAGAAAAGGAUUAGUUGUGGCUAGUUUAUCAGCUGUCAUUAGAAGCAGAUGAGAGAGGAGAUAAGCUGCUAUGUGCGCACAUCCUCACUCAGCAUGUGUUUUGGUUUACAUCAAGACAAUGUUGGUUUAAGUUAACGCAGGGCAGAUAUUCACAUUCAUUUUUCUACUCAUCUUUGCUUGCUUUUAAUGAAAGAGUCAGUAUGCUGGAUGUGGAUUUUAUUUACAUUACAGACUGGAGAUAAAGCGGGGGGGAAACUACUGAGAUUUUUAUAUUGAACUGCAGAAUCUGUGGAAGAUUACGAGGUGUGUUUCAGAAGUGCUAUGACUUCAUAUUUGUUGCUGAUAUGUGUUUAAGAUGAGUGGGAUUGGCGAAAAUUCCUCUGACCCAGCUCGGGCAGAGUCAAGAAAACGCAAGGAAUGUCCUGAUCACCUUGGACCCAGUCCUAAAAGAAGCACUGAAAAACGUAAUCGCGAGCAAGAGAAUAAAUACAUUGAAGAGCUUGCAGAGCUGAUUUUUGCUAAUUUUAAUGAUAUUGACAACUUUAACUUCAAACCUGACAAAUGUGCAAUCUUGAAAGAAACUGUGAAGCAGAUUCGUCAAAUAAAAGAACAAGAAAAAGCAGCAGCAGCCAAUGAAGAUGAAGUGCAGAAAGCUGAUGUGUCAUCUACAGGUCAGAGUGUCAUUGACAAGGAUGCACUUGGACCAAUGAUGCUUGAGGCCCUCGAUGGGUUCUUCUUCGUAGUGAAUCUGGAAGGUAAUGUGGUGUUUGUGUCGGAGAAUGUGACACAGUACUUAAGGUACAACCAAGAAGAGUUGAUGAACACCAGUGUCUAUAGUAUCCUGCAUGUAGGGGACCACAAUGAAUUUGUCAGAAACCUGCUGCCAAAAUCUUUAGUCAACGGGGGACCUUGGUCUGGUGAAGCUCCUAGGCGCAACAGCCAUACCUUUAACUGCCGUAUGUUGGUGAAACCUUUAACGGAUUCUGAAGAAGAAGGCCAUGAUAACCAGGAAGCACAUCAGAAAUAUGAAACUAUGCAGUGCUUUGCUGUUUCUCAACCAAAGUCCAUCAAGGAAGAUGGUGAAGAUUUGCAGUCUUGCUUGAUUUGUGUGGCAAGAAGAGUUCCAAUGAAGGAAAGGCCACUUCCGCCCACAUCAGAAACGUUUAGCACUCGUCAGGAUCUGCUAGGCAAGAUAACUUCACUAGACACUAGUACCAUGCGAGCAGCUAUGAAACCUGGCUGGGAAGAUGUGGUAAGAAGGUGCAUUCAGAGAUUCUAUGCACUGAAUGAGGGAGAUUCUUUUGCCAAGAAGCAUCAUCAGGAGGUGCUGAGGCAGGGACUUGCAUUCAGUCCUGUCUAUCGAUUUUCCUUGUCUGACGGCACUAUAGUUUCUGCCCAAACGAAGAGCAAGCUCAUCCGUUCUCAGACUACUAGUGAACCUCAGCUUGUAAUAUCCUUGCAUAUGCUUCACAGGGAACAGAAUGUCUGUGGAAUGAACCAGGAUUUAACUGGACAGGCAAUGGGAAAGUCAUUGAAUCCAAUUAGGUCCAGCAGCCCUGCUCAUCAGGCCAUGUGCAGUGGGAAUCCAGGUCAGGAUAUGACCAUCAGUAGCAAUAUGAAUUUUGCCAUAAAUGGCCCAAAGGAGCAAAUGGGCAUGCCAGCGAGCAGGUUUGGUGGUUCGGGCGGGAUGAACCAUGUGUCAAGUAUACAAGCAUCCACUCCUCAGGGUAGUAACUAUGCACUAAAAAUGAAUAGUCCCUCUCAAAGCAGCCCUGGCAUGACACCAGGUCAGCCAAACUCUAUGCUUUCCCCACGGCAUCGUAUGAGUCCUGGAGUGGCAGGAAGUCCUCGGAUCCCACCAAGUCAGUUUUCCCCUGCAGGAAGCUUGCAUUCCCCUGUAGGAGUUUGCAGCAGCACAGGAAAUAGCCAUAGUUAUACCAACAGUUCCCUCAAUGCACUUCAGGCUCUCAGUGAGGGGCAUGGAGUCUCUCUAGGUUCGUCAUUGGCUUCGCCUGACCUAAAAAUGGGCAAUUUACAAAAUUCCCCUGUAAACAUGAAUCCUCCUCAGCUAAGCAAAAUGGGAAGCCUGGACUCUAAAGAUGGCUUUGGACUUCAUGGGGAGCCAUUGGAAGGUACAACUGGACAAACCGAGAGUGUCUGCCAUUCAGGAGAACAGAAGGAAAGUAACGAUAACAUGCCCCAGGUUGUUAGUGGUGAGAGGCCUGAUGGACAGAAUAGACUGCAUGAUGGCAAAAGCCAGACAAAGCUCUUACAGCUGCUGACCACCAAAUCUGAUCAGAUGGAGCCUUCGCCUUUGUCUAAUACUAUGGGAGAUGCUAACAAGGACUCCGUGGGAGGUUUAUCUGGUUCUGGUUCAGCACAUGGAACCUCGCUCAAGGAGAAGCAUAAAAUUUUGCACAGGCUCUUACAGGACAGCAGUUCUCCUGUAGACUUGGCUAAGCUCACAGCAGAGGCCACAGGCAAAGAACUGAGCCAGGAGACCAGUAGCACAGCUCCUGGUUCAGAUGUGACUGUUAAACAGGAACCAGUGAGUCCCAAGAAGAAAGAAAAUGCACUACUUCGCUACUUGCUAGAUAAAGAUGAUACUAAAGAUAUUGGUUUACCGGACAUUACCCCCAAACUGGAGAGGUUGGACAGUAAGACAGACCCUUCCAGUAGCACAAAGCCAGUAGCUAUGAAGACAGAAAAAGAAGAGAUGCGCUUUGAGCCAAACGAACAGCAUGGCAGUGACCUAGAUAAUUUGGAAGAAAUUCUGGAUGAUCUACAGAAUAGCCAGUUGUCAGUUUACCCAGACACCCGGCCAGGUGCUUCAACAGGAUCGGUUGACAAACAAGCCAUCAUCAAUGACCUCAUGCAGAUCACAGGUGAAAACAGCCCUGGCACGCCUGUUGGAGCCCAGAAACCAGCAAUGAGGAUCUCACAGAGCACUUUUACUAACACACGGCAAGCGCAGUUGGGAAGGAUGUUGCCAAGCCAGAAUUUACCACUUGACAUCACAUUGCAAAGUCCAACAGGUGCUGGAACUUUCCCACCCAUAAGAAACAACAGUCCCUAUUCAGUGAUACCUCAGCCCGGAAUGAUGGGCAGUCAAGGCAUGAUGGGAAAUCAAGGAAACCUAGGGAAUAGUAGCCCAGGGAUGAUGAGUAGUAAUGCUCCUAGGCCCACCAUGCCAUCAGGAGAUUGGGGAAACCAAGGUGCUGCUGUGAGGGUAACUUGUGCUGCCACGAGUGCCAUGAACAGGCCAAUCCAAGGAGGCAUGAUACGCAACCAAACAUCCAGCCUUCCUAUGAGACCCAACAGUCAGCCUGGCCCAAGACAGAUGCUUCAAUCUCAAGUCAUGAAUAUGGGAACUUCUGAACUGGAGAUGAAUAUGGGAGGUCCUCAAUAUAGCCAACAGCAGGCCCCUCCAAAUCAGACUGCUCCAUGGCCAGAUAGUAUCUUGCCUAUAGAUCAGACAUCUUUUGGUAAUCAGAACCGACAACCAUUUGGAAGCUCUCCAGAUGACAUGCUGUGUCAACAUCCUGCAACAGAGUCUCCAAGUGACGAGGGAGCUCUCCUUGAUCAGCUUUAUAUGGCACUAAGGAAUUUUGAUGGUCUAGAAGAAAUAGACAGAGCACUAGGGAUACCAGAACUAGUCAGCCAGCAAAACCAAGCUGUAGAUCCAGAGCCAUUCUCAAGUCAGGAAUCAAACAUCAUCCUAGAACAAAAGGCACCUGUUUUCCCGCAGCAGUACGCAUCUCAGGCUCAGAUGGCCCAGGGCAACUAUACACCAAUGCAGGACCCAAACUUUCACCCAAUAGCGCAGCGACCAGGUUAUGCAACACUGCGUAUGCAGCCGAGGCCUGGUCUAAGGCCUGCUAACAUAGUGCAGAACCAGCCAAAUCAGCUGAGGCUACAACUGCAGCAUAGACUCCAAGCACAGCAGAAUCGCCAGCCGCUGAUAAAUCAGAUCAGCAAUGUUUCCAAUAUGAGUCUGUCUCUAAGACCUGGAGUACCCACACAGGUGAGGGAACAGGGACCUCUCAAUGCACAGAUGCUGGCCCAGAGGCAGAGGGAGCUCCUGAGCCAGCACCUGAGGCACAGACAGAUGCAACAAGUGCAACAGCGAACUCUGAUGAUGCGAGGGCAGAGUAUGAAUAUAACGCCAAGUAUGGUGGCCUCUGGUGGCAUACCAGCAACGAUGAGCAACCCACGGAUUCCCCAAGCAAAUGCCCAGCAGUUUCCAUUUCCCCCAAACUACGGAAUAAAUCAGCAGCCUGAUCCAGGCUUCACAGGAGCGACCACUCCCCAGAGUCCCCUGAUGUCUCCAAGGAUGGCUCAUACCCAGAGUCCCAUGAUACAGCAGUCUCAGGCCAAUCCUGCCUACCAGUCCUCUACAGAGAUGAACGGAUGGGCACAAGGGAAUAUGGGUGGAAACAGCAUGUUUUCACAACAAUCUCCACCACAAUUUGGGCAGCAAGCAAACACCAGCAUGUACAAUAACAACAUGAACAUCAAUGUAUCCAUGGUGACCAACACAAGCAGUAUGAACAACAUGAACCAGAUGACAGGGCAGAUCAGCAUGACCUCAGCAACCUCUGUGCCUACAUCAGGGUUGUCCUCCAUGGGUCCUGAGCAGGUUAAUGAUCCUGCUAUGAGAGGAGGCAAUCUUUUUCCAAACCAGCUACCUGGAAUGGAUAUGAUAAAGCAGGAGGGAGAUGCAUCACGGAAAUAUUGCUGACCCUGAAGAUUGCUCACUUCUUCAAUUGACUGGGCUCCCCAGCUCGAACUGUUUACCAGUUUGAAGAGCUGCGUGUGUUUGGUUUUGCCCCAACUGUUCUGCCAGCCAGUUCUGCCGAAGAAAGUAGAAUUUAGUGCUGCAGACAGAACAACGCCACUCUGCGUGGAAUCAAAACAGUUGUUGGUGGAAGAGCAGCUGCCUCUUUGACAGUCUGAAGCUAGCGUACAGACAGUUGCUCAGUCUGUUCACUGCAUUCACCUUAGUGCAACUUAGAUCUCUCCUGCAAAGUAAAUGUUGAUAGCCAGUUUUCAUAAACCGUGUCAGAUUGAAUGUAUUUAAAUGUAUGUAUUUAAGGAAAACCAACCAUGCUCUCAUUCUGUUCUGUUUUUAGUUUUAGAUCUUGAUAUCUUUCUUUGUUUUCCUUAGCUACUCAGUCUGGUGCAAAGGAUUUAGUUCCGCCUGGAAAUCAAUGGUUUUAUAUUAUGACCUCCACUUUGAGAGGUAGGGAGGAUGACUCCCAGAGUGGUGGGUAUCAAAAUAAGGAGUGUAGAUGUCUAAUUUGGGGGGAAGAUAGCUAGUGGAGAGACCAACCAUGCUAGAAAACAAAACCCAUCUGUUUUGAAUAGGUUUAAAUUUGUAAACAGGCUAAAAUAUCCUAAGAGGGCUGUUUAUAAAGCUUAUUGGUUACCUUGAAUCAAAUCAUGAGUCAAAACACACAAUUUAAGUCCCCGUUUUGAUUGAUUUUAGCAUCCUAAAAAGUAACUGAAGUUAACGUCCAUUUUCACCAGCUGCCACUUGCCCCAUCUCUGUUUUUUUCUUAUAGGAUAGAGAAAUGAGUAACCCCCCAUCAUAUCCCUAGGUCUGUUACCUGUGUUCUAGGUUACAGAUAACUAGUUGCUGAAUAAUAACUUUAAUGAGGGUGCAUCUGUUGGUGAUGGAAGUGGCAGGAUUGAGACAAAAUAUCAGAGCUAAAGGCAUCUGAUUUUAAGUGAUAGAUCUUCAUUUUCCCGUCUCCUUACUGGGGAAAACAAUGACUUAAGCUAUGGCAGAUAUCACAAUGGAGUUAACCAUCAUGUGUUCUGAUUAUUUUUGAAGCAGUGUGGACGGCGAGGAAGUUUUGUAAGGUACAUAAAAUACAGUUUCUAUGUAAACAAGCAAUAAUUUAAGUUGAAAACUUUAGUGUUUUAAUUGUAUAAUUUUGUGAGGUAUACAUGUUGUGGAGUUGAUUUCCAAAUGAGGUACUUCAGUAUUAAAUUAGAUAUCUUCAUAGCUGUGUGUGUCUCCUGGGAAAAAGUGUUUUGUAAAGGAUCACAAUGCCUUGAUUAGACCUAAUUUGUAGGCUUGAGACUCUUCAUUUUCUAAACCUUGCAAUUCUGCUCAUAAAGUCAUUUAUCUAACCUUAUAUUAUAUGCAGCCACUGUAGGAGCCAAUUCUUGACUUUUUUGUAUGUUUAUAUUCUUUCUUAAUAAAUCUUAGAGAAACUGUUAUUCAGCAGGCCACUGCUUAAAGUGGUUUACUCUUGCCUGCUACGGUUGGGGUAAUAUUUUAUUAUAAGCUGGCAUCAGUUUCUGAGGACUUGAAAUAUCAGGAAACUGAUUGUUUUCGACCUCAUGUUUCUCUCUUCCCCAUAAUCCACACACUUUCGUACCUGAACUCAAAUUAUGGAUGUUGUUUAAAAUGCAAUGCAUUUUAUGGUAUCUUGAUCAUCAUUCAUGUCUUUGGGAGAGGAAGGUUUGUAACCUUGAAAUCUCGCAUGCUUGUGAUGAGGGUUGAAAUAUACAAAGAAACUGACUUUCAGAGUGCUGAAGAGAAUAUGUUAAUAUAUAGAAUGCAUUUCAAAUCAUUUGUUUCUGUUGAGUGGCUCAUAUUACACAGGGAGAACUGCCACAUCUUAGCAGUCCCCACUUUGUUGGUUAAACUCAAAAAUAGCUGUUCAGACAACUGAGCCAUCUGGUGGAAAUCUAAAGGAGAUGUCAGCCCUGAACUCUGUAACAUUGAGGAAAUGACUUUCUUGUUGGUUUUUUUAAUGCCUAGUUUAAAUGUACGUAAGAAUUAACCUACAUUUAUAGGAUUUAAAACUUUCUAAAUCAGAUGAAAUUAAAAUUAGUUUACUUUCCAUUAUUUUUAUUAUUUUCCACUGUCUUUUUUAAUAGAUCAAAGUAAGCAAAUAAGUAGAAUCAUAGAUUAUCUUAAAUUGGACCGAAUUCAAGUAGAUCUGCAUCAUUUACUGAUGCUUCAUCUUAAUUUUAAAAGGAGUACUUUAAUUUAAAAGUAUUUAUCACAAAUUGCUUUGGGUUCAUAGAACAUUUAGCUAUAUCUAAAUGAAUGAGUUCAGAACAAUGAGUUCAGGCAUUUCUGAUUAUGUUAGUCAUACUAGAAACCAAGGUAAAGAUGCCAAAUCAAUUUCUUUUUUUAAUCAGUAUUUCUUAUUCAGUACACAAUAAAGUUGCUAGAGAAAAUAAUUGGGUUUCAUGUUGUUGAAAUAUAAUGUGUUCUCUCAUAUGAGGUGUGAAAGACACACAGUUGGGAAAAUACACAUAUAUAAAUAGCUUCACACAACCAAGCUCCAUUCAACCAAGUUCAGGUAAGGUGAAACCAUUAAAUAAUCAAGUGGAUCUUUUUCAACACUUAAAAGUUUUAAAAUAUUGCCCCCACCAGUCUUUCUAUUGAUCUAUAUUAAUUGAAAGCAAUGUUUUUGCCAUUUAUACAAUGCAUUUUUAAUCUGUGUUUAAAAAAUGGAGUUCAUAUGGGCUUAACACAUGAAAAGGGUGGUUCAGCUCUACUUGCAAAACCCAAAGAUACACAAUCAGUUUUGAAAUGCAACUUAAGCCAUUGAUUGUUGGUGUGAAUUUAAAGUUUUCUAGUAUUUGUAUGGUAGUAUUGCUGCCUAAGAGCAAAAGCAUUCUCUGCACAAAAGAAAAUUACUGUAGUGGCUUUGGUUUUUAAUUAGAAUUUUCUCCCUGGUGUUUCUUUGUAGACUAAAACAAAAUCUUUUCAGUUUCUUACUACAGGUAAAGCUAUGUGCAAGAACCUCAAAAUGCUAAAAUCUAGCAUAAUGCCUUAGAUCUGUUUUUAAGUCUUGUAUAUUCCUACAUAGCUGUCUGAUGUAUUAUAUUUGUAUAGUGAAUUGUGUACAAUUUUGGAAUAAGUGCAUCAUCACUUAGCUUUCAGUCGUUGAAUAGAGAUGAUGGACACAUUUCUUCAAACAUUGACUCAUUUAAUAUUUUUUUUCCUUUUUGUCAUUUGUGGGUUUUAUUUGUACAGUUCCUCAUGAAGUUGCAUCUGAGAUGUGUAUGAGUGUGUGUAUAUGAAAAGAUUAUACGAGGGUAAAACUAAGCAAUAUAUAAACUAUGGUUCUUCAGGAGAAAGCUUACAGUGUUUUCAGGUUGUGAUUUAUUUUCAAAACUGAGUUGACUCUGAACAUCACUUUGUUCACCUGCAUUGAUGUUUGUAUUUCUAGUGUGAGCAGUUUAUGCAAAGGUAGAUAUAUUCAGAGAAAUUUUGAAUACAUUUAUGCAAGUUAAUAUUGCUUUGCUGAUGCUAUUUGCUUAUUUGAUGUUAAAUAAUGCUAUUGUAAAUAAAGAAUUCUGUUAUUGCAUCAUUUAAUAAAUUUUAAUGCCUUCGGGUUUUACAUGGCUUUA